CAUUGGUGCUAAUGGUUUAUUUGAGAGCCUGGCUGCAGAAGGGUGUGUGUGUGUGGGAGAGAGAGAGAGAGAGAGAGAGAGAGAGAGAGAAAACGAGAACAUAUGAGCAUGUGGGAGAGAGUGGAUGUCAGGGCAUAGACGCAUAGCUCUAUCCACUUGUUGGCAUGUGGCACUAGUGUGCUUAUUCCAAAAUUCCCACAGUUCAGACCAAAGCCUCCUUUGGAGCAAACAUUACUAUACUGCAUGGGCCAGUGGUAUGUCCUACAAUAUGGAGCCUGUUAUAGCCCUGCUUAUUCUCUUAAAUGGUAAAAUCGUUCAGGAACAUUAAUGUAAAGGAAAAUAUAUUGUUGCAAUAAAAAGACUAUACAUUUGUGAUAAGGAAACUAUGUAUUUAAGGAAAAUAAUGAUUGUUACAACCAGUGACUGAUUCAAAAUAAAUGUACAUCUGUUACAGAGUAUUCAAGCACCAGACUUCAGAAAAUCCAGCUUAGUCCCAGCAGUAAAAUUGCCUCUAAAAAGACAGCCAAGAUGAGAGAGAGAGAGACAAGGAGGCAUGCUUCAGCUCUUAAGAAAAGAAAUGUGUUUUUAAAAAAAUAUUUUGCCAAAGAACCAGAACAUGAAAUGUGCAACCAGCAGAAGACAAGGGCAACCAAGGAAGGGAGUCAGCAAAUCAAAUAGGAGAAAGUGAAUAAAGAGAAGAAAAGCAAGCAAGCAAAGCCCUUAUAUUUAUGAAGAUAAUCUACAGUUCUUAAGUCUAAACUCAAUCACAUUAGUGGAUAGAAUGAAGACAGGGAUUAGAAGUGUAUCUUGUCUAAGGAAUUGAGACUUGUAUAAAAGAUGGAAAGGACAGCAGCGAUAAAGGAAGAUGACAAGGAAAGACCAGAAGAGACAGACAGACAGGCAGGAAGGUAAAGAAGCUAUUUUUGGUUUUGAUUUUCACAUUCAAAAACAGUACAUUGGUAAGUUCCAAAGGAGAGUGAUUUGUGAAUGGGAAUUAAAUGUAAAAUUGGAUCCUAAACCAAUGUACUAUAAGAGUCAUAUGUUCAAUUCGCAAAGAAUAAACAAGCAGUCCCAUUUUGGAUUGCAGGAACCUGAGGUAGAAUUGAAUCACAUGAGAAGACAUUGUUGAGACGUGAUUUGCUCCCAGUCAGUCUCCAGAGAGGCCCCAGCUCCUCCAGAUUUUGAGGGUGUAUGAGGAGGGAGGCGGAAAGGAGGUUUGCUUCCUCCUUAUUUCUCAGGUGGAAGCACUUCUGUCCACAGAAUAACUUUAUUGGAUUUCUCUCUUGCAAAUUGAUCUUAUGUGGCAUCUUAUAGCCAACAAUAAUCACAUGGCUCUUUCAGGAUUGUGACACAUUUAUAACAUGUAUUCUCCUUUUGGUCUCUAUCUUUAUUUCUUUUACCACCUCUCAACGUUAGGUCCCUGGUUUGACAUGUACCUAAGGGCACGUGAAUCAGUUGUUUUGAACUUCAAUCCUUUCAUGGUUUUCAAUGCUGACUCCAAAGUGGAUUAUAACAAUCAGCUCACAAGGGCAACUAACAUGACUGUUUCUGCUUUGCGAUUCUUGAAGACUCUCAGGACUAACAUUUUAGAACCAGAGGUUUUUCACCUGAACCCAGCCAAAAGUGACACUCAAGCUUUUAAAAAGUUCGUUCGUUUUGUGCCUCCUUCUCUGUCAUGGUUUUGUGCCUACAUGGUGAAUGCCUACCCACUAGACAUGUCACAGUACUUCAGGCUUUUCAAUUCUGCUCGACUGCCCAAGUCUAACAAGGAUGAACUAUUUACAGAUGAAAAUGAGAGGCACUUAUUGGUGAUUAGAAAUGGAAACUUUUAUGUAUUUGAUGUGAUAGAUAGAGAUGGGAAUAUACUGAAGCCUUCAGAAAUUCAAGCACAUCUACAAUUCAUCCUUUCUGACAGUAGCUCAGUUCCAGCAUUCCCUCUUGCGUGUCUGACUACUGAAAAUCGGGACAUAUGGGCAAGGUUGAGACAGGAGCUACUGGAAAAUGGGAAUGCAGAAGCCUUAAGAAAAGUAGAUUCAGCAAUAUUUUGUCUGUGCCUUGAUGAUUUUCCAAUUAACGGCUUGAACCACUUGUCCCAUACCAUGUUGCAUGGUGAUGGCAUCAAUAGGUGGUAUGACAAGUCAUUCAACCUCAUUUUAGCCAAAGACGGCACUGCAGCAAUUCACUUUGAACACUCUUGGGGAGAUGGUGUUGCUGUUCUUAGAUUCCAAAAUGAAGUGUUUAAAGAUAGCACUCAGACACCUGCAAUUACCCCUCAGUCUCAGCCUGCUGCUGUUGAUUCUGCCUCAUCUGUACAGAAACUGAACUUUAAAUUGAAUGAUGCCUUAAAAGAAGGAAUUACCCAAGCCAAACAAAAAUUUGAUGCUACUGUGAAAACAUUGACUCUGGAGGCUCAUCAGUUUGAAAGAGGAGGCAAGGAGAUGUUAAAGAAGCAUAAAGUCAGUCCUGAUGCUAUUGCUCAGCUCGCCUUCCAGAUGGCUUUUCUGCAGCAAUAUGGGCAAACUGUUGCCACCUAUGAAUCGUGCAGCACUGCAGCUUUCAAACACGGUCGCACUGAAACCAUUCGUCCUGCCUCCAUUCACACAAAGGCAUGUUCAGAGGCCAUUGUCAGAAAGUCAUCCAAGCACAGCGUAGCAGAGCUUCAACAGAUGAUUGCAGAGUGCUCUAAGUAUCACAACCAGCUCACAAAAGAAGCUGCUAUGGGCCAGGGCUUUGAUCGGCACUUGUAUGGCUUGCGAUGUGUGGCGGAAUCUCGAGGAACCCCCUUACCAGAAUUUUAUCAGGACCAAGCCUAUUCACAGAUUAAUCACAACAUUCUCUCCACAAGUACUCUGAGCAGCCCUGCAGUCUCCAUGGGUGGAUUUGGGCCAGUGGUCCCUGAUGGUUUUGGUGUAGGAUACGGAAUACACAAUGAUUGGAUUGGGUGUAAUGUUUCUGGCUAUCCAGCGAGGAAUGUGCAAGAAUUUGUCCAGUGUGUUCACAAGUCACUGGACGAUAUUUUUAAUGUUCUGCAAGGUAAACAGGUUAGUAACUGAGCCACAACAGGAUUGGCUUUUAAAAAACUUGGGUGAUACCAGUUCAUCUUCAGAUAGAAAAUUAUUUUUAACAAUUCUAGCUGGAUGUUCAGGUUAGCACCUACUUCUGGAAAAAAUGCCAGAAUUAAAAUAAUGUGUUCAAUUGUUUUAGUUGGGUCUCAACAUAAUCAUGUUUAGAGUCUGGUAAGCUAAACUCAUACAGAUACUUAAUUUUAAUACUGAUUGUAAAAUAAAAUGUAUUUUGUGCAAGUAUCUGCCAAAGACAUAUCACUGAAGAUUGAGGCCUAAAUCUUUUUCUUUGUCUCAACUAGACUAGAAUCAAUAAAUCAAUUAAAUUUAUGUAUGUGUUGACUCAGCAGAUGAUUCAAUGAGCUAGCUCUGGUUGGGACUAACCAAUAGCAUACAGGCCAUAUUUAGGCUGACUGAUGUACUGUAUAGGGUUCUUUCCUUCUUAAUGUAUACAUCAAUUUGAUAAUUUUGAAAUAGAAUCGUAAUAUAAACAGACAUGUUCCCGACAUGAAUGCAUAUAGAGAGAGUUUGGUUCACGUGCCUAAUUCAAACAUCCCCAAUCAAGCCUUUUUGUUGGAAUACAUCCCAAGAAUGAAAUCUUUUUGAGCAAAAUUCAUCCACCAACUGUGAAGGCCUUCCUAAAAUACCAGUUUUCAUAUUAUUUCUCCAGAGAGCUACAUUGUGAUAGUGUGUGACUUAUAAGAAACAGUUAGGUGAAUCAAAGCAACAUCUGUUAGAAUAACUAAUCUCACUCUUCAACUGGGAAGACUUCUGGUUAAAGUAAGCUUUAAUUGUACAGAUGGUUGUUUAGAAAAUUUAAUUUUAUCAUCAUGUAACUUUUCCAACAGGCUAAGCUAGAGACUUCAGACUUACCUGGUUUGAGUCAGAUCUCAAAGACUUUUAAUUUAAAAAAAUCAAAAUGUUUGUAGAACAAUUUUUGCAUUCCUCCCUUACCAACAUUAAGUUUCUGCUGGACUUCACUUCAAACAUUUUAAUUCUUCUCUAAAAUGUGUUUUUAACAAGUGAUCUCUUAAGACUAAUACCUCAAAGACAAAAUGAAUUUGAAAGAAUCUAAAUAUACAAGUUGCACUGAGGAUGAUAUGCACUUCGAACAGCUGCCUUAUUUUUCUUAUUAUAUUUAGCUAGGUAUCAAUCUAAAACGUGUGCUGGGAACAAUUUAGCCUCAUUUAUUCAAGUGAAACUUAAAUGUGAACUUCCAACAAUCUUGAACUAAAUAUUCAUGUUUUUGUGAUGAGAAAUUACAGCUGAAAUAAAUAACUUGGAAAUGAA
Molecule: messenger RNA, 4352 nt
Organism: Anolis carolinensis (green anole)
Lineage: Eukaryota; Metazoa; Chordata; Lepidosauria; Squamata; Anolidae
Gene: cpt2
Product: carnitine palmitoyltransferase 2
Exons: 3
Coding region: 1362-3053 (563 amino acids)
Biological process (GO): fatty acid beta-oxidation
Cellular component (GO): mitochondrion
Molecular function (GO): carnitine O-palmitoyltransferase activity
Source: RefSeq, a predicted model, not a curated record